AUGCAGCGAUCACUCACAACACUCAUCUUUGGCCUGGCCAUAACCCACGCGGCCUUUUCUCAGCAGAUCACGGAUGCCCCUAAGAUCGAGUCAGUGUCUGGGUGCGCUGCCGUUGUGGAGACGACAGCCAUCUGCAGCACCUGUUUAACAGCUGCAUGCGUCGUCCCAGUCACCAUCACAGCCGGUUGCGGCACCUGCCCGGUAAAUCCAGCCACCAUCUAUCGUUCGCACGACUGCAGCCAAGGCUGUGAUGGGCUCGGGUGCAGGACUGUCUACACCGUCGUCACCUCACAAGGCAAGGAAUGUGCCUUUGGCACUAUCAACGAGCCCGUCCUGCUCGGGCAGCAUAACGAGCACGAAAUGAUCACCCGUCUCGCGUUCCAGUGUCCCAAAGGUCGCAAGUCAGACGGUGUUUGCUUCGAACCGCGUUCACUCGAUCAGUUGGCUGGCUAUCAUCUCCAUGUUCUCGGCUGGGCCAUCCCUGGUGCCGGCUUCAACGGCGCUGUCGGUGCACCAGAUACUUUGGACCCGAUUCCUGAAGGCCCCGAGGCCCACUGUGACGACGCCGACUAUCUCGACAUUCCUGGCUACCCACAGACCCGCGCGCAGGCUACAGCCCGACUACAGGUUUGUAUCGACCAUCUUCGCACUCGCUUCCAUCAGGCACUCGUUGCUGCGGCGCGCUUGCUGGACGACAGGAAGAGAAUCCGCGAGGAUAUGGUCGACAUAUCGAGCCCCUUGUUUGGUGACUGCACGUAUGCAUUUCCGAAGCUACAAGGGGAUACGUCUGGUCGGGCCAAAUGUCGGACCUUGGAAGGGCUUGGCAGGGCGUUGCAUGGCGUUCAAGACUUUUACUCCCACAGCAAUUGGGUCGAUUCUGCAGACCCGAACCUGCCCAUCGGUGUUUCCAAUCCUCCGGGACUUGGUAUCGCUGUGACUGCUCCAUUCCUGGAUCUCCGUGCUACAGGCCCCAUACCAGCUCAUCAAAUUCCCAUCAAUCUGUCAACCGGAUGCUUUGCAUUGCCGGAUACUUACCCCGGGGUCGGUGAGUGUGAAGGACGUAUCACGCAUCAUACACUCAGCAAGGACAAUGGCGUUAUUCACCUGGACGGUAGUUUUGGUGAAGUAUGGCUGGGCUCACCUCGUUCUAGGAUUUCUGACAACUUUCGUCGCGCCGUUGAAGCUGCCGUUCAGAGCUCCCGUGAUACUUGGGCCGCCCUUCAAGAUGCCAUACGCGACAGGUAUGGUGCUAUUCGUGGGAACUUGAUGAUAUGUGCCUUGAUCCGUGAUAACCCGAUCAAGGAUUGCCGCAACCGCACCGUAGCAAUCGCACUUGACAAAUCAUGGGGCAGUGGUGUCAACGGCGCCAUCCAGCUAGAGCGUAUCUUUGCGCAGGAGCUCAACUCCCGACUGGCCAUGCAUGCAUUGGAUAAAGUGGCUGUGCUAGAAUUUGACGAAGCACCAAGGCUUGUCUACCCGAUGGGAUAUCCUAAGUUUGCCAUCAUUGGCUCUUCGAACCCUGUUGGCUAUCGACGCAUCGACAAUGCACUCGACCUAGCAAUUGCGGAGAAUAUCAAUGCUCAGCCUGAAACAUAUGCCGAUCGUGGGGCAGUACUCCUUUUGUGUUCCAGAUCCAAAAGUCGAGAAUCUUCCAGCAACGUGCUGGCUCAAGUGAAACGUGCCAAAGAUGAGGGAAUUCGGGUGCACUACGCUUGUAUCGACAUCCAAGAAACCACGCGGCAGGGCAUCGAGAGCAACAAUAUGUGGGAUGACUGCGGCUUGGAGAUGUUGCGAAAUGCGUUGGGAACAGGAGGUGUUGUUGCCAUCGUCACCAUUCCUGACAUCCACACACCCAGCAAGUUGAUCGAUUUGAUCAUGAACAGGGGUCUGACAGCCACGGAUGAUGUGAGUAGCCCAGAUAACAUGAGGCUUUACUCUGGAAUCGUCCUCACCGACUUGGUGAGUCCUGCCAUUCAGGAAAAGGUCUUUGAGUACCCUGUCUCCUCCGGCGAGCAGGUCACCUUCACUAUUCGUUACGUGAUGGCUUCCCGGGAAUAUCAGUCCGAUGCUUGCUUGACAGUCGAAGUACGGGACAAAGGUUUUGGCACCCCAGUCUCAGCCCAUACACUCUGCCGGGGUGAGCCCCCAUGGGUUUUAGAAUACGUGGUAGAGAAGGCCAACAACCUUGUGUUCAUUGUCCAGUACGACGGUUCAACGGGUAAAGGUGUUGACACGUUCGACAAUGAAGGGAUUUACUUUGUCGUGGGCGUUGAUUCGAACCUAUUUGACAAGGUUGAGAUCACAUCCGAAAUCGCCAUGAGCUCUCUCGGCACUGCUGUCGCCGCAGAACUCCCUAGACAACAACCCGCGAAGCCUUUUCUUGCAGGGACAACGUAUGGAAACCUCAUAGGGAUGACACCUAGAGACAGAGGCAACCCGUUUUCGAUACAAGAUCAUAUGGACCAGGACCUGAACUGCAGGAUGCGCUGCUCGUAA
Molecule: messenger RNA, 2496 nt
Organism: Thermochaetoides thermophila DSM 1495
Lineage: Eukaryota; Fungi; Ascomycota; Sordariomycetes; Sordariales; Chaetomiaceae
Exons: 3
Coding region: 1-2496 (831 amino acids)
Source: RefSeq, a predicted model, not a curated record